AUGGACUCCGAAAAUUACGACGAGCAACCACCCUAUGGUUCCCGCGAGCAAUUGGAGCAUCCUGUCGGCGAACUUCCCUCCGUCCCACUAGUCACCACCCCAUUUCUUGGGGUGCAAUCCGUGUGGUCCACUGAGAUGGCGUUUGCGUCACCUUACUUGAUUUCCCUUGGUCUUCCCAAGAGCCUAACGGCGUGCACUUUCCUCGCUGGCCCACUCUCUGGUCUACUCAUUCAACCCCUGAUGGGAAGUUAUGCUGACGCUUCAAGAUCUCGUUAUGGUAGGAGACGACCCUUUAUGCUGGGUGGUUCUGCAAUCUGUGCAGCGGCCAUGCUGUUGCUUGGAUUCAGCAAACCGCUUGGGUCACUGUUUUUUGGCCAAACAGCUACGGGAAAUACUAUUACAAUAAUUCUUGCUGUGGUGGCUCUUUAUGUGAUAGACUUUUCCAUUAAUGCUGGCAAUGAUGGCAGUGGACCGGGCACUCAUAGUAGAUGUGCUACCCUCUACGCUCCAAGACCACGCCAACGCUUGGGCGAGCCGAAUGAUCGGUAUUGGAAACAUAGCGGGAUUUUACAUGUGGGACCUUCGCUCCCUACUCGAUUAAACUUACCUCGGCUCCACAGUGGAAACCUGCAUCUACCCAAUAUAUUGCCAUUUCUUGGCUCCACUCAGCUAGAGAUUGUAUCCGUGAUUGCAACUUCCAUUCUCAUUGGGACACAUAUACUAGCUAUCGUCAGCAUCAAGGAAAGGCCUCUAACGGGCCCGGUAAAGGCACAACAAACGGUGUUAUCCACGUUUACGAAUGUGUUUCUCCAUUUUCGACAGCUGUCUAAAGUCGUCAGGACUGUUUGUCUGAUCAAAUUCUGGUCAAGUCAAUUCGUCACAACAUUCUUCGCUACAGUGUACAUCAGCGAUAUUUACAACAAGCAAUAUCCAGACCAGUCCCUUUCAACGCCUCCGAAGCAUUUGAGCACUGAUGACGCCAUUCGGGCGGGAUCAUAUGCUUUGUUUCUCGGCGCUAUCGCCACGCUUGUUGCCACCAUCGUUGUGCCCUGGCUUCAAAAGAAGUUCAUGCGCAGAGGUCGGAGUGGUUUGAUCACUUCAUCCAGCGCGGCAUCGUUGGCGUUUGUUUGGGCAUGUAGCAAUGCGUUGUAUUCGGUCCUCAACUUCCUGAGUGGAGCAUCGAAGUCCGUAGGCUUUGCCACUGCAAUAAUCGCUCUAAUGGGCACCUGCGUCGGCGUGGACCAUUGGGCGCCAUACGCAUUAAUUGGUGAAGCCCUCCUCGUAGAGUCCCGAACUCAUCCGUCGGCUCCACAGUCUGGAUCCGGGACGCCGGACACAGAUCUUGACGUGACAGAAACGUUAUUGGAGGGACAAGGCAACAGUUCCUCGGCUGUUAAGAGCUCUGAUGCCGCAGCCAGCGCUGGCGUUGUCUUGGGCAUCUACAACAUAUUUGUAGUUCUGCCGCAGUUUCUUUUUAUUGCGCUGAGUGCAAUCAUAUUCCAGAUAAUGGAACCAAACCGUGAUGUGAUUCACCCUGGGCCGAGUUCAGUACCAUCAACCGACGAAGCGAAACCUGAGGGCGGGCCAAGUGCCAUUGUUGUUAUAUUUUGGUUCGCAGGACUAAGUUCUUUGAUAGCAACAUACUAUUCCCUCAAGCUGAUGAUGUACCUUCGAAAACAUCCUCUGGACUAGCAUGAAUGACUUUUUUUUU
Cantharellus anzutake is the source of this 1711-nucleotide messenger RNA. RefSeq lists its product as uncharacterized. Gene Ontology annotation, cellular component: membrane. Lineage: Eukaryota; Fungi; Basidiomycota; Agaricomycetes; Cantharellales; Hydnaceae. The transcript is spliced from 12 exons. The record is from RefSeq and is a predicted model, not a curated record. Gene Ontology annotation, molecular function: sucrose:proton symporter activity. Bases 1 to 1692 code for a protein of 563 amino acids.